Heteronotia binoei (common prickly gecko) is the source of this 4951-nucleotide messenger RNA. RefSeq names its product ATP binding cassette subfamily C member 8 (gene ABCC8). Gene Ontology annotation, molecular function: ATP binding; ABC-type transporter activity; sulfonylurea receptor activity. Gene Ontology annotation, biological process: potassium ion transport; transmembrane transport. Gene Ontology annotation, cellular component: membrane. Bases 100 to 4845 code for a protein of 1581 amino acids. Lineage: Eukaryota; Metazoa; Chordata; Lepidosauria; Squamata; Gekkonidae. The transcript is spliced from 39 exons. The record is from RefSeq and is a predicted model, not a curated record.
GAGCGAGCUCUUGCCUCGAAGCCAUCCCCUUAAACUGUCCGCGUGGCUGUGUAUGUCCGGAUUCCAUUCGACACUACAGCGCCCAGCAGCGCCUUUACCAUGUCCUUGGCUUUUUGUGGCAACGAGAACAAUUCGGCUGCCUACAAGGUGAACAGUGGGGUCCUCAACAACGGCUGCUUCGUGGACGCGCUCAACUUGGUGCCUCACGUUUUCCUUCUGUUUAUUACCUUCCCUAUCCUGUUCAUAGGAUGGGGAAGCCAGAGCUCCAAAGUGCAUAUCCAUCACAGCACUUGGCUUCAUUUUCCUGGUCAUAAUUUACGGUGGAUUUUGACUUUCAUCCUUUUAUUUGUAUUGGUAUGCGAAAUAGCUGAGGGCAUAGUAUCAGAUGGAGUUUCAGAAUCCCGUCACUUACACCUGUACAUGCCACCUGGUAUGGCAUUCUUAGCAGCCAUCACAUCAAUUGUUUACUAUCACAACAUAGAAACAUCAAAUUUUCCAAAGUUGUUAAUAGCUUUGUUAGUCUACUGGACUUUAGCUUUUUUUACCAAAACCAUCAAAUUUGUAAAGUUUUAUGAUAAUGAUGUUGGACCCCUCCAGCUUCGAUUCUGCCUGACUGGGUUCUUAGUAGUUCUUUAUGGAAUGCUGCUAGUUGUAGAAAUUAAUGUCAUCAGGGUGAGGAGAUAUGUUUUCUUCAAAAAGCCUAAAGAAGUUAAACCCCCUGAGGACCUUCAGGAUCUUGGAGUCAGAUUCCUGCAACCCUUUGUCAAUCUGCUGUCUAAAGGAACAUACUGGUGGAUGAAUACAUUCAUUAAAACAGCACAUAAGAAGCCAAUAGAUCUGAAAGCUAUAGGCAAGCUGCCUAUUGCCAUGAGAGCUGUAACAAAUUACAAGUGCCUUAAUGAAGCUUUUGAAGCACAGAAAAAAAGCAAAAACUCUCCAUAUCCACAAGGAUCCAAGUCCAUCUGGUAUGCCCUCUGCUGUGCCUUUGGAAGACCUUUGGUUCUAAGCAGCACUUUCCGUAUUUUGGCAGAUUUGCUUGGAUUUGCUGGUCCCCUCUGCAUUUCUGGGAUUGUACACCAUGUUGGGAAAGGGAACAACACUUUCCACCCUCAGACAAAAAUACUUGGUGUUUUCUUCAUUUCAUCUCCAGAAUUUCUGGCCAAUGCUUAUGUUUUGGCAGUCCUCCUCUUCUUUGCUCUUUUAUUGCAAAGAACAUUUCUCCAGGCUUCAUACUAUGUUGCCAUUGAAACAGGAAUUAACCUGAGAGGAGCAAUACAGACAAAAAUUUACAAUAAGAUUAUGCUGCUGUCAACUUCCAAUAUGUCCAUGGGGGAAAUGACUGCAGGUCAGAUCUGUAACCUGGUUGCUAUAGAUACAAAUCAACUGAUGUGGUUUUUCUUCCUUUGCCCUAAUCUUUGGGCUAUGCCAGUACAGAUUAUUGUAGGAGUCAUUCUACUCUACUACCUACUUGGAUUCAGUGCCUUAAUUGGAGCUGUGGUAAUCAUAGUGCUUGUACCUGUUCAAUAUUUUGUAGCCACAAAACUUUCACAAGCCCAAAGAAGUACGUUGGAAUAUUCCAAUGAAAGGUUGAAGAAAACAAAUGAAAUGCUUCGUGGGAUAAAACUCCUUAAGCUCUAUGCUUGGGAAAAUAUCUUUCACAGCAGAGUAGAAGAAACCCGGCAAAAGGAGAUGACUAGCCUCAAGGCAUUUGCUCUGUAUACCUCCAUAUCAAUUUUCAUGAAUGCAGCAAUACCUAUUGCAGCUGUUCUUAUAACAUUUGUAGUCCAUGCCCACCUGUUUGAGAAUGCUGACUUUUCUCCUUCAGUGGCCUUUGCUUCACUUUCCCUCUUCCACAUCCUUGUCACACCUCUGUUCUUGCUCUCCAGUGUGGUUAGAUCCACAGUCAAAGCUCUUGUGAGUGUUCAGAAGCUAAGUGAAUUUCUGUCAAGUGAAGAAAUAGAGGAACAUGACAAAUGUUUAGAACCAAAAUGCAAAAACAGCAUCAGCAAAUAUCAGGCUGUUCCCCUCAAAGUUGUUAAUCGUAAAAGACCCACCAAAGAGGACUGGAAGAGUUACAGCUCUCCUAUAAGAAGACCUGUUAGCAACACAGAAGCAGAUGAUUAUUGUGUAAAGGUCACAAAUGGAUUUUUCACCUGGACCCCUGAAGGACCUCCAGCAUUGUCCAACAUUGACAUACAAAUUCCUCAAGGUCAGUUAACAAUGAUCGUGGGGCAGGUGGGCUGUGGUAAGUCUUCCCUCCUGCUAGGGAUACUUGGGGAGAUGCAGAAGGUAUCUGGGUGUGUCAUCUGGAACAGCAGUAUUCCUGACAGUGAGACAGGUGAAGAUAUAAGCCAAGAAAAGGAAACUGCAAUUGACAUGGAAAACAGGAAAAGAGGACCUGUGGCAUAUGCUUCUCAGAAACCAUGGUUACUAAAUGCUACUGUGGAAGAGAAUAUCACUUUUGAGAGCCCCUUCAAUAAACAAAGGUACAAAGCAGUAAUUGAUGCUUGCUCUCUUCAGCCUGAUAUUGACAUUCUUCCUCAUGGAGACCAAACCCAGAUUGGAGAAAGGGGCAUUAAUCUUUCUGGAGGUCAGCGCCAGAGGAUCAGUGUGGCAAGAGCCCUUUACCAACAGACAAAUGUUGUAUUUCUGGAUGAUCCAUUUUCUGCGCUUGAUAUCCAUCUGAGUGAUCAUCUCAUGCAAGAAGGAAUCCUGAACAUGCUAAGAAAUGACAGGAAGACUAUUGUUUUGGUUACUCACAAGCUACAGUAUCUGCCACAUGCUGACUGGAUUAUUGCAAUGAAGGAUGGUACCAUUCAAAGAGAAGGCACGCUCAAGGAUAUUCAGAAGUCAGAAUCUGAGCUCUUUGAACAUUGGAAAACACUAAUGAAUCGACAGGACCAAGAACUGGAGAAGGAAACCAUAAUUGAGAAAAAAACUGUAUUAGAUAGGAAGACUCUCCAAAGGACAAUGCAUUCUCGAGAAACUCUGCUCCAAGAUGAUGAUGAAGAUGAAGAUGAAACACUAGAAACUGACGAUGAAGAAGACAAUCUAUCUUCUGUCCUUCACCAAAGAGCAAAGAUGCCUUGGCAAGCAUGUGGGAAGUACCUCAGCACUGCAGGUUUCCUCCUACUGCCUUUGCUGGUCCUUUCACAGCUCCUGAAACACACAGUUAUGGUAUCCAUUGACUUUUGGCUAGCACAAUGGACAUCUGACGCCAUUUCCAAAGUGGAAAAGAAACUGAAUUGCUCUUUUUGUGAGGGAACCACUUUUAAUCAUUCUCCCUAUUCUAGAGUAUUCAGCAUUCUCUCCUGCCUUGGAAUUCUAUUAUGUUUUGUGACAUCGAUAGCAGUAGAGUGGACUGGUUUAAAAGUUGCCAAGAAACUACAUUCUUGUCUACUGAAUAAAAUCAUUUUGGCCCCAAUGAGGUUUUUUGAAACAACACCACUGGGGAGUAUCUUGAACAGAUUUUCAGCUGAUUGUAACACUAUUGAUCAGCACAUUCCGGCCACCCUGGAGUGCUUGAGCCGUUCCACCCUGCUCUGCUUAUCAGCACUUGCUGUGAUCUCCUAUGUCACACCUGUGUUUCUCAUAGCUCUAGUCCCUCUUGCUGUCAUAUGCUAUUUCAUCCAGAAAUACUUCAGAGUAGCAUCAAGAGACCUGCAGCAGUUGGAUGAUAGUACCCAGCUCCCACUACUCUCUCACUUUUCAGAGACUGUAGAAGGCCUAACCACUAUUCGAGCAUUCAGGUAUGAAACCCGGUUUAAACAGAAGCUUCUUGAAUAUACGGAUUCUAACAACAUCGCUUCACUUUUCCUUACAGCUGCUAAUCGCUGGCUGGAAGUUCGGAUGGAAUAUAUUGGGGCAUGUGUGGUACUCAUAGCAGCGGUUGCUUCGAUUACAAAUUCUCUAUACAAUCAACUUUCUUCUGGUCUUGUAGGCUUGGGACUGACUUAUGCUUUGAUGGUAUCUAACUACCUAAACUGGAUGGUUCGCAACCUGGCUGAUAUGGAAUUGCAGCUUGGAGCAGUGAAAAGAAUCAAUGGCCUUAUAAAAACUGAAGCUGAAAACUAUGACGGGCUCCUCUCUCCAGCACUGAUUCCUCAGAACUGGCCUGACCAGGGUGAGAUUCAAAUACAGAAUUUAUCUGUCCGCUAUGACAGUACCCUGAAACCAGUCCUAAAGCAUGUCAACGCCCACAUCUGUCCAGGACAAAAGAUUGGAAUAUGUGGCAGAACAGGCAGUGGAAAAUCAUCUUUUUCUCUUGCCUUUUUUAGAAUGGUUGACACUUUUGAAGGAAAGAUUAUUAUUGAUGGCAUAGACAUUGCCAAACUUCCCUUACAAACACUGAGAUCCAGACUGUCAAUUAUUCUUCAAGAUCCUAUUUUGUUCAGUGGCACAAUUCGAUUUAACUUGGAUCCAGAAAAAAAAUGCACAGAUAGCAUGCUGUGGGAAGCUUUGGAAAUAGCACAACUAAAGCAUGUGGUAAAAGCUUUACCUGGGGGACUAGAUGCCAUUGUCACAGAAGGUGGAGAAAAUUUCAGCCAAGGACAAAGACAGCUCUUCUGCUUAGCCAGAGCAUUUGUACGGAAGACAAGUAUCUUCAUCAUGGAUGAAGCCACUGCUUCUAUUGAUAUGGCGACUGAAAACAUUCUUCAGAAAGUUGUAAUGACUGCAUUUGCUGAUCGCACUGUAGUAACAAUUGCACAUCGGGUGAACACUAUCCUUAAUGCGGAUAUGGUUAUUGUAAUGAAGAGAGGAGUUAUUCUAGAAUAUGAAAAACCAGAAAUUCUGCUGGAACGAGAAGGCAGUGUGUUUGCUUCCUUUGUCCAAGCAGACAAGUAGAUUAAUACAUUGAAUCUUUGAAGGAGCAGUUUUAGUAUCCAUUAUCUAAACAUGUAAAUUAUAUGUAAAUAAACAUUAUUUAACAAUAAAUUACUCUGUUUCUCCA